ACUACUAAUUCCUUUCAAGGCCGAGAGGGCUCGAUCUCAGUAGUUAUUACCGGUACUAAGGAAGGUCUUAGCACCGGUUUCGUUUCGGACGAAAAUCGGCUUAACAUUAUAUUGACUCGUCAAAAGUCGGGUUUCCUCAUCGUUAAAGAUAAAAACGUU
This is a messenger RNA of Neurospora tetraspora, 159 nucleotides long. RefSeq lists its product as uncharacterized. The annotation marks the transcript as partial. The record is from RefSeq and is a predicted model, not a curated record. NCBI's taxonomy places the organism in Eukaryota, Fungi, Ascomycota, Sordariomycetes, Sordariales, Sordariaceae. The transcript has a single exon.